Messenger RNA from Rotaria socialis, 1563 nucleotides. The record is from the annotation of a GenBank genome assembly. NCBI's taxonomy places the organism in Eukaryota, Metazoa, Rotifera, Eurotatoria, Philodinida, Philodinidae.
AUGACGAAUGAUCUUCGACAACGACGAAAAGAAGAUCAAUCGUCUCAAUCGAUUCGAAAGACAUCCAAACAGUCAAAUAAAACCUAUGGGCAAUAUGCGAUUAUAUUUGGUAUUCUUAUUUUUACAUGUGUCGUAGUAAUCCCUACCGUAGUCGAUCGAAUAAAAUCGUUCUUAAUUUAUGAUGAAACAUCAGAUGAUAAAUAUUAUCCUUCUGAAGUACUCUAUCUAUUUCGAAAACAUGAUCGAGAUGGUGACAAUUAUUUAUCGCUGGAAGAAUUUGAACCUAUUGCUAGUCAAUUGAAUCAAAAAAAACUGCCAACUGAUUAUAUUCAACCAAUAUUAAAUUCGGAUCAUUUAGUAACGAUAAAUGCUUUCUUCGAGCCAUUGAAUAUUUCAACAAUGACUAAAGAUUUUCGCUAUACACUUCUUAAUAAUUUAGAUGAACUUCAAUCAUUAAAAUUAUGGAAAGAACCUCAUGUGAGCCGUUUAAAUUUUGCUGCAAGUCAUUUUAAAUCUUUUUUACCGAAACAAAAUAUUGAAAUUGGGAAACCCUAUUGGAUUAUUGAAGGCAAUGAAAGACAAUUUAUGGAGCAUCUAUCUGCAAAUCGAUAUUCUCCACCGGAUGUUUUGCACGAUCAUAUUAUUUUUCAUCGUUUACUAAGCAUGUUUCAUCCACGCCCAUUUAUUUUCUCUCGAUUUCCACCUCAAGGCACUGCUGCUGUUGUGCGUGCUCGUCAUGGAUCACUUCUUGAUAUUUAUUUUCGAAUACACGCAGAGUUUCAACUCAACACACCACCUUAUCAUCCAUUUUGGUAUACACCUGCUCUAUUUCAAGGUCGUUUAAUCAUACGUGAUGAUACUUCGGAAUUGACAUAUUUUCAUAUGUAUGUACCGAACGAAAAACGUUUGAAUGUCGAUAUGGAAUGGAUAAUAUCAAAAGGUGGUCCAUCAACUUCAUUGGAAGUUGACAUUGGUUACAUGCCUAGAAUGGAAUUGAGAUCAGCAGCACCAUCGAUUAGUCUCAAUGGCACAGGAAUAACAUCGGAACAAUUGAUAGCAACAAUGAACGAAAAUUUACGUGAUAAUUUAUUGAAAUCGUUUAAUUCACCUGAUGAAAAUUUUGCGAAUGAAAAAGAAGUAUUUGAUUUACUCGAAAGGAAAUUUUAUCCAUUUAAAGCAGUUCCAUAUUAUGAAUAUCGUUCCGGCCGAACUUUACGAGAAACAGUUCUCGAAAGUUCGGCCGUUCUUAAUCUACUGCGUGAGCAGUUUGUAUCAACAUGGGCGUUAGUCGUUGAUUUAAAAGCAAUCAUAGGAAAUCAAUCCGAUGAUACUAUUAAAGAUUCACAACGUGCUAAACAAGCUCUUGAUAACUAUGCUUUUCCAGUAGAAUCAAUGAUACAACAAAUUGAUGGUACUGUUAUUAGUAAAAUCAAUGCGAAUGAUUUGUUAAAUAUAAAUUCACAAUCUGAGCAAUUUGUAAAUGUAAUCGCUGAUGAAGGAGAUAUAACAAUCAAACGAUAUGUUCACUUUUUAGAACAAGCUCUUAAUCAUCGACAAAAUUAA